AUAAAUAAAAGAACAAAAAGGUGUUGAACUAAACCCCAUUCGGAGCAGACUGAGGUGUCACCAAACACCUGACUUCUCAACAACUCAUACUUGAAGAACGAAGACAGACAUCAAGAAGAAGAAGAAGAAGAGGAGGAGGAGGAGCAGACUGCAAUGGCGAAGGAUCUGCAGAUGGAACAAGGGGGAUCCACUGCUUGGGGCUCCAUAAGGGGGAGUUUCCACUACCUAAUGGUUAUCUUAAUCCCCGCCCUCGUGCUGGCCGUUACAUACCUUGCGAGGGACGCAGCGUCACCGCCCUUGAAGGAGGAUGACUCUAGUGUGGCAGCAAAGGAGAGCGGUGUCGGAAGGGCGGGCCAGAAGGGGGAGUGCGAUCUCUUCUCCGGUAGGUGGGUGUACGACAACGCGUCGUAUCCGUUGUACAAGGAGAAGGAGUGCAAGUUCAUGUCUGAUCAGUUGGCGUGCGAGAAGUUCGGGAGGAAGGACCUUAGCUAUCAGCACUGGAGAUGGCAGCCCCAUGAUUGUGACCUCCCCAGGUUCAAUGCCACAGCAUUGCUGGAGAGACUGAGGAAUAAGAGGAUGGUGUUCGUUGGGGACUCUCUCAAUAGAGGCCAAUGGAUUUCAAUGGUCUGCUUGAUGGAAUCGGUCAUCCCUUCAGAUUCCCUCGAGUCCAUGACUUAUCACCGCAACGCCUCCUUCAACGUUUUCAAGGCCAAGGAAUAUAAUGCAUCCAUAGAGUCCUACUGGGCUCCCCUGCUGGUGGAAUCGGACUGCGAUGAUCCCAUGAACCACAACGCGUCCAACCCAAUAGCUCGGGUGCAGGCGAUUGAGAAACAUUCCCGUCAUUGGUCCAAUGCAGACAUCCUUGUUUUCAACACCUACCUCUGGUGGAGAAAGGCCCAAAUGAAAAUGCUGUGGGGAUCGUUCGAAAGCCUUGAUGGGAUUUACAAGGACGUGAAGAUGCCUCGUGCCUACGAGAUGGCUCUAGAUACGUGGUCCAAGUGGUUGGAAAUUCAUGUGAACCGAUCGAAGACCGAAUUGUUCUUUGUUAGCAUGUCUCCAACUCAUGAGAAGGCAGAGGAUUGGGGAGGGGUUGCUGGGCAAAACUGCUACCAAGAAACAGAGCCUAUCACUGAGAAGGAUUACUGGGGAAGCGGGUCUGAUCCGGCAAUGAUGCGGGUGGUGAAGACGAUCAUCAAUGAUCUGAGAGCACGGGGCGUGAUAGUACACGUUCUGAACAUCACUCAGCUCUCAGAGUACAGGAAAGAGGCCCACCCAUCGAUAUACCGGAGGUGGUACAGGCCAAGGAAUGACGAGCAAAUGGCGAACCCGUGGAGCUACGCCGACUGUUCCCACUGGUGCCUUCCAGGCGUACCAGACGUGUGGAACGAGCUGCUGUACGCUCAAAUCUUCGAGAAUCGGGCGCCCAAAUUAGAGAGCAGAGUCUAAGAGACAUCCUGCAUCACUCUUCUAUAACAACAUUUUUUUUUUUGUAUAAAUGGUGCAACUUUCAUUGAUAAAAAGAAUAUGUACAAGGGUUACAUCUACUCAUCCAAUGACCAGUUUACAUACAAAGAACUAGCAAAAUUUAUUUAAA
Molecule: messenger RNA, 1594 nt
Organism: Punica granatum (pomegranate)
Lineage: Eukaryota; Viridiplantae; Streptophyta; Magnoliopsida; Myrtales; Lythraceae
Source: RefSeq, a predicted model, not a curated record